Messenger RNA from Nelumbo nucifera (sacred lotus), 2928 nucleotides. RefSeq names its product protein NRT1/ PTR FAMILY 8.1-like. NCBI's taxonomy places the organism in Eukaryota, Viridiplantae, Streptophyta, Magnoliopsida, Proteales, Nelumbonaceae. Gene Ontology annotation, molecular function: transmembrane transporter activity. Gene Ontology annotation, cellular component: membrane. Gene Ontology annotation, biological process: transmembrane transport; oligopeptide transport. The record is from RefSeq and is a predicted model, not a curated record.
UUGGGUUUCACUACCACCACUUCUCCAAGAAAUUUUUGGGCUCCGUCCCCCACCUUCUUCCCCUUCAUUUUCUGUUGUUUUUUUUCGUUCUUAUCUAACACUUGAUAUUAGCGUUACACAUCUGAUUUCUUGCAAGUAGAACGUCUUUUAUUGUGUUGUAAAGAUCAAAUAGGUUCAAGAAUUUGUAGACUUCCGGUCAAUUGACAAAACUCUCCAUCUAUGGAUUGAUAGGACAUAAACCUCACCCAGUAUUUUGAUUUUUAUCUGGAUCCUUUGGAGAAUGCCUUUUUACAGAAGUUCCUCAACCUCUGACACCAUCUCUUUGAAACAUUUAAGGAUCUUUAAAAAAGCUUCAACUCAACCAGCCUUGUCUCAACUAUUAUGGGGUUGGAUACAUGAACCCUGUUCUUCAUUCUGCUCUAUUCGGUACCAUAUCUAAUUCAGGAUCCAUGUUCACAAGGGCUUUGAAUUCUGGCUAUGGAUGGUUGCAGAGUUAUUUCUAAAAAAAGCUUCAUUCACAGCUCUGUCAUCUUUUAGAUGCAAUCAUGUACUCUUGGUACAUUACAAUAGAAAUCUGCAUCCUAGUCUCACCAUCAUCAGAUAAUUUUCUUCUGUUACUUAUAUGGGACUGAGAGUAGAAGUCUUUAACGAAGUGUUUAGUUCUGCUUAUGAGUAAAUCUGUCCUACCAAGUAGUUGGGCUAUAUGCUAUUUCUGCCAGUUGAAGGUUCUGAUAGAGUUAUUGAAUGAUAUUUCAAAUGUUCAACUAUAAACAACACCUGCUAUAGGUGAUAAGUCAUUCACCAUUUAUUGGCCAGAGGUUGAGUUUGAUGCAUACUCGAUGUGCUUGGCACUGUUACCUUUUAGGACUUCUGAUGAUUGAGGGCAUCAAAAUGUUGAAGUUGUAGGUGAAGUACCAAGUUAGAAAACUGAUUGAAGAACAUAACCUAUCUCCAGAAACCAUGGCAGAGGAAGAUAUAUAUACUAAAGAUGGCACAACAGAUUUCCGAAACAAACCUGCUAUCAAAAAGGAAACAGGAACCUGGAAAGCUUGCCCCUAUAUCCUAGGCAAUGAAUGCUGUGAACGACUUGCAUACUAUGGGAUGAGCACCAAUCUGGUGAAUUAUCUCAAAUUUCAACUCCACCAACAUAAUGUUGUUGCAGCAAAUAAUGUCACAAAUUGGUCUGGCACAUGCUACAUCACACCACUGAUUGGAGCCUUUCUAGCAGAUUCUUACUUGGGAAGAUACUGGACGAUUGCCAGUUUCUCCAUCAUCUAUGUUUGUGGGAUGACAUUGUUGACAUUGUCAGCAUCUGUCCGUGGAUUAAAACCAAAUUGUGAAAAAGAUGUUUGCCACCCAACGGAGGCACAAAGUGCAGUUUGCUUUGUCGCGCUUUACCUGGUUGCUCUGGGGACAGGAGGGAUUAAGCCAUGUGUUUCAUCCUUUGGUGCAGAUCAGUUUGAUGAUACUGAUGAGGUUGAGAAGAAAUAUAAGAGUUCUUUCUUUAAUUGGUUCUAUUUUUCAAUCAACAUUGGUGCCCUCCUCGCCGCCUCUGUUCUGGUGUGGAUACAAACGAAUGUUGGCUGGGGAUGGGGAUUUGGCAUUCCAGCAGUGGCAAUGGCAAUUGCAGUUAUGAGUUUCUUCUCUGGUACCCGGUUGUAUCGGAACCAGAAGCCUGGGGGCAGCCCCCUGACACGCUUCUGCCAGGUGGUGGUUGCAUCCUUUCGGAAAUUUCAAGUUAAAGUGCCAUCUGACAAGUCUCUUCUUUAUGAGACUGCAGAUGUUGAAUCUGUUGUCAAGGGAAGUCGCAAACUCGAUUAUACAGAACAAUUCAGUUUCCUUGACAAAGCAGCAGUGCAGACAGAGACAGAUCAUAUAAAGGGCUUUGCGAAUCCAUGGAGACUCUGCACAGUUACCCAAGUUGAGGAACUCAAGGCCAUUAUACGGUUGCUUCCUAUUUGGGCCACUGGCAUCAUGUUUUCAACUGUAUACAGUCAGAUGGGCACCUUGUUUGUCUUGCAAGGCAACACUAUGGACCUUCACAUGGGCCCUCAUUUUCAGAUCCCCUCAGCCUCACUGUCCAUCUUUGACACCAUCAGUGUUAUAUUCUGGGUCCCUAUCUAUGACCGCAUCAUUGUUCCAUAUGCCAGAAAAUUCACUGGCCACAAAAACGGUUUUACUCAACUCCAAAGGAUGGGAAUUGGUCUUGUCAUCUCCAUCUUUGCCAUGUUGUCUGCUGGCAUUCUGGAGCUAGUGAGACUCCGAAUGGUGAGAAGGCACAACUACUAUGACCUUGAUCAUGUGCCCAUGUCAAUAUUUUGGCAGGUCCCUCAAUACUUCCUUGUAGGAUGUGCUGAGGUGUUCACCUUUAUUGGCCAGUUGGAAUUCUUUUAUGAACAAGCACCUGAUGCUCUAAGGAGUUUGUCCUCUGCAAUCUCCCUUACCACAGUUGCACUAGGAAACUAUUUGAGCACUCUACUUGUUACCAUUGUUACUGAUGUGACCACAAGGCAUGGGAAGCUUGGCUGGAUACCAGACAACUUGAACAAGGGCCAUCUCCACUACUUCUUUUGGCUCUUGGCCAUAUUGAGUGUGCUGAACUUGGGAGCUUAUCUCUUGGUUGCGAGGUGGUUCACAUACAAGAGGGCAGUAGGGACCUUGCGCUGAUAUCAGUGUCAUGAUCUUCUCAUCUAUUUGGUAUGAGCAAUGUGUGGAAUAGUUGUCUUGUUUUGGGCUGUGAAGGGCUCAGUGUUUGUAAAUUUCUCAGGUGUUAUUGUUUACUUUUCUAGUGAAGCUGAAAAAUAUUUCCCUUGUUGAAUUCCUAAAGUGAAGGGAGUUCCAUAACAAAAUGGAUUCUCAACUGGGUUAUCAAAGUAUAUGCAAUUACAGUCUGGGUUCUAUUACAAGGACAAAAGUUAUUUCUUUUUA